UCGUCAUUUAGAGAGCGCGAGCUCUGUCUGACACUCAGUCUACUUGCUCAUAGUACUAUUCCAAAUUAAAAAAAAAUAUUAUCCUAUAGAAACUCCUCUGUGAUACACUUGAUCUCGUAAUUCAAAAAUGGAAUUCCUCACACGCAAAGUCAAAUCUAACGGCCAGUUUGACAAACGUCAGUUGAAUGGCGCGGGCGAUCUAUCCAGGCAUAAGUCGAGCGAGACCGCAAUGAGUCCAGCGCCCCCCGCGCCUCGAGACAAAAGCGGCGCGCCGUACGCUUCCUCCAAACAGUCGCUCGCUGCUGCCGGCCGGACUUGUACGUACGACAUGGAACGCGAUCGCAUCGGUGUGUGGGGCUCCGGGGACGGACAGUCCAACAGCAAACUGUCCGGGCUGGAUCGUCUGAAGCAUCCCGGACUUAACAAGGGCAUGGCGUUCACGAUCGAGGAGCGCCAGGCGAUGGGCAUUCACGGGCUGCUGCCGCCCAGGGUGAAGAGCCAGGAGGAGCAGGUUCAGCUGUGCAAGCUAUCCAUCGACAGAUACGCGGACCCGCUCAACAAGUACAUCUACCUCAUGGGACUACUUGACCGCAACGAGCACCUGUUCUAUCGCUUCGUGGGCGAGAACGUGGCGGAGAUGAUGCCGAUAGUGUACACGCCCACGGUGGGGCUCGCGUGCCAGAAGUACGGCCUGGUGUACCGCCGCCCGCGCGGACUCUUCAUCACCAUCAACGACAAGGGGCACGUGUACGACAUGCUCAAGAACUGGCCGGAGACGGAUGUGCGAGCUAUCGUGGUGACUGACGGCGAGCGUAUCCUGGGCUUGGGCGAUCUGGGCGCGUGCGGCAUGGGCAUCCCCGUGGGCAAACUGGCGCUCUACACUGCACUGGCGGGCAUCAAGCCUCACCAGUGCUUGCCCAUCACUCUGGAUGUCGGCACGAACAGCCAGACGAUGUUGGACGACCCGCUGUACAUCGGUCUGCGGCAAAGACGCGUGCGCGGCGCAGCCUACGACGAGUUCAUCGAUGAGUUCAUGCAGGCUGUGGUGCGCCGCUUCGGACAGAACUGCCUCAUACAGUUCGAGGACUUCGCCAACGCCAACGCGUUCAGGCUGCUGGAGAAGUACCGCGGCAGGUACUGCACGUUCAACGAUGACAUCCAGGGCACAGCGGCGGUGGCGGUGGCAGGUCUGCUGGCCAGUCUGCGCGUCACCGGCAAGAGGCUGUCGGAAAAUGUCAUCGUGUUCCAGGGCGCUGGAGAGGCGUCGUUGGGUAUCGCGGAGCUGUGUGUGAUGGCGAUGAAGGCGGAGGGCACGCCGGAGGCGGAGGCGCGCGCACGCAUUUGGAUGGUGGACUCCAAGGGACUCAUCGUCAAGAACAGGCCCGAGGGAGGACUCAACGAACACAAGGAGAAGUUCGCCAAGGACUGCCCACCCAUCCGCACACUUGCUGAAGUCGUGAAUAUUGCCAAGCCGUCCGUACUUAUCGGCGCUGCAGCCAUCGGCGGCGCGUUCACGGCGGACAUCCUGCGCACGAUGGGCAACAACAACGAGCGGCCCGUCAUCUUCGCGCUCUCCAACCCCACCAGCAAGGCGGAGUGCACCGCUGAGGAGGCCUACUCCAACACUGACGAGCGCGCGAUCUUCGCGUCAGGCUCGCCAUUCCCGGACUACCGCACGAAGGACGGGCGCGUGCUGCGGCCCGGACAGGGCAACAACGCGUACAUCUUCCCCGGCCUCGCGCUCGGCAUCCUGUGCGCCGGCCUCGUCGACAUCUCGGAGGACUUUAUGCUGCUCGCUGCUGAGGCUCUCGCUGAAGUGGUGUCGCAAGAGAAUCUGGACCACGGCAGCUUGUACCCGCCGCUUGAAGACAUUCAGGAGUGUUCGGUCAGAAUCGCCAAGAAAGUCAUGGAACACGCGUACACUACUGGUAAAGCAUCAGUUCAACCACAGCCAAUCGAUAUGGAGGCGUUCAUUCGCGCGCAAAUGUACGACUCGGUGUACACGCCCGCUCUGCCGCCCGUGUACUCGUGGCCCGACGACUACAGCGGGCCGCAAGUGCACGCCAUGUAGACUGCCGCAGUAUGAGAACUUAUAGCGCCUCCCGUCUAUGACAUCCUGGUACUUGCGUCCUCAUACUCGAUCCAAGGUGAUAACAAAAAUGUUAAUUUAAAUCAAUAAAAAAAAAAUUAUGUAAUUUGGAUACAAAUACAGAUUGUCAUGAUUAUUUUUUUAAUAUUUUUUUUGUAUUUUUUUCUUGUUUUUAAAUCCAUACAUUAAAUGAGUAACCUGGGAUCAUUAUGUAGGAUGCAUAUUCGCUGCUGUAACUUAAAUAUAUCCUAUUUACUUAUUAAAAUUGUUGAAAAUUUUUGAAAACAAAUAAAAAAAAAUUAAGCGACAGCAGCGUUUUUUGGGACGUAUUAAGCAAUAUAUUUAUUAAUAUUUAAUGAUGUUACUGUAUUUAAUCUGUGUACCUAUAUAAAAGUUACCAAGGCUUAAAGCAGAGUGUCAAUAUAAUCGCGAUGAAGCAAUAAAAAUGUUCAUAGUGCAUUUCAUUUGACUUAAAUAUCUUUUGAUGCUACUGAAAAUGUUUGAAGGCAAUAUUUUUUAGCAAAUUUUAAUUUUGGAUAAUUGCCGCGAGUUGUUCAGAUGUAAAAUACGAUAAGCAAUUAAUAUUAAACGAAUUAGAAAAGUAAUGUAAUAAACAUUCAAAGACUUGGCAGUAGUGCAAUGCCAAGCUGUGACGCCGAAUCUAUUUUGAUUGUGAUAUGACGUGAUAUAUUUUUUACCUAAGUAUUUCUAUUCAAGUGUUGUAAAUUUUAUUUGAAUACAAGAAUAAAUUUAUUGCACGUCUACAAAUUUUGAUAUGAUGCGACGUGUAUGUACGUUUAUAUUUGUAAGUUAACGGCUAUGAUGAACAAAUAAAUUGUGAUGUGGGGAAAAAUUAUAUGAGCAAUACAUAGUCUUAUGUAUACCUAAGAAAUUAAUUUAUAUUAUUGACAAUUAGGCUACUUGAUCUUUGUCUAUUUAUAAAUGAGGAUAAUACAGUUGAACAUUCCAAUUUUUAAAUUUUAAUGUUUCUUUAUUUUAGUUAACUAUAUUAAAGUGUUAUAAAGGUUACACAAAAAUUUUAGUUUCAGUAAUAGGCGAUUUUAUUUGUCUUGAAAAAUUCGUAAAGCAUGAUGGAAAUAGACGUUAAAUUGCGCGAUUCCAAUGCUGUCGUAGAACUCAAAAUUAUUAAUAUUUUUUUUUUUUAUUCUUUCCCAUGGGGAAAAGGCAAAGGUAUUACACUGUACAGCCAUUCAAAAUUAUUAAUAUUAUGAUCGCUUAUAAAAUCUGUAUUGUAGGACCUUAUUCUGUGGUCAUCUCUCACGCCCGCGCGCGCCGGCUGCAUACAUCGGUCCUAAAACAAGUCCAAUUUGUGGAUUUAGAAGUACUUCUAGGACCAACAUGUCAAUUUCUAGAUUCAUACGUUGGACCAGUUGUCAUAAGGCCAACGUGUAUAGCCGGCGUUAUAAAAACGGCGCACAAAGUUAACGAUCAAACAUGAUUGACAAAGUUUCUUGUCAAAACUUGACUAUUUUAUUAGGUAAUGUUUGACAAUCUGCAAAAAAAUCCGGAGAAGAUCAAAUUGUUUGACAAACACGUUUGAUCGUUCACGGGGAGUGACAACAUCAGAUCACAAAGUCCAAUAUUACUUCAGCACAUUCAUUAAUAGUUCUGGUUUGUUUUUUAUAUGUAUAUAGUAACUAAAAUGUACUAUUUAUUUGUGAAGAGGUUUUGUGAUACGUUGAGGAGUUCAGAGACUAAUGCGCAAGUGAUUUAUUCAGAUUUGUUCAAUGUUUUUUUAAAUUUUUUUAUUGUUUCCUAACCAAUUUAUAAAUUGACAUUAAUUUAUUUUGUAUUAAAUUAUUUUCAAUGGCGAUGAACGUUGUAGGUUUAUUUGACAAAAAUGUUUGAAAUUGACGCAAUAUUGUUUUAAAUUUGUAAAAGGAUGAAAAUAAAAUGUCAUUAAUGCA
Bicyclus anynana (squinting bush brown) is the source of this 4017-nucleotide messenger RNA. RefSeq names its product NADP-dependent malic enzyme. Gene Ontology annotation, cellular component: mitochondrion. NCBI's taxonomy places the organism in Eukaryota, Metazoa, Arthropoda, Insecta, Lepidoptera, Nymphalidae. Gene Ontology annotation, biological process: malate metabolic process; pyruvate metabolic process. Bases 128 to 2071 code for a protein of 647 amino acids. The transcript has 12 exons. Gene Ontology annotation, molecular function: malate dehydrogenase (decarboxylating) (NADP+) activity; NAD binding; malate dehydrogenase (decarboxylating) (NAD+) activity. The record is from RefSeq and is a predicted model, not a curated record.